CUCGCCGUGGCCGGAAGCGUCCCGCUGGCUGUCACGUGCCCUGCGACCGACCUGACGGCGGCGAGCGCGCCGUUUCUCCGCGAGUUUCGGAGCUUGAUGCGCGGAAAGUUCCGAAGGAGAAGUUGGCGCGCUUGCGAAUCGCGGAAUUCCCUCUCGCCGACGCGAAUCAUCAUCCCCGAGUCGACUCCGCGGGCGCGCGCGCGCGCGCAGCGCGACCAAGUCGCGUCGCAGAGAGACGCUCGGCGGUUCGCGAGACAGUCGCAGUAGCAUGGAAUCGUAAAGGGUUAUCCCGUUGACUGUCGGACGAGUCGAAACUUUGCACUCGACAAGUAAGAAAAGAGGGACGAUCGAGUCGGAGCCUGGCAUUCCAUCCUCUCUCCUCGUCGACCGGACGCUUUGAUCAGAGGCAAAAAGUCGGACUGUUCGAUGAAUAAGAGGAACAUCUAGUUUCGCCCCGAGAGACGCUUUAAGUUACUCGGAAGUAAGUUACUUGCGGCCGAGUUCUCCGAUUCUUCGGCUCGUCCUGCAUCGUGGAAGCUCACCGUAAGACAUCGCGGGAUAGCUUUCGGCGCAGCUGACGUCAUCGAGAACAAACAAGUAGAUUGAGGAUUUGCGGCAGGCAGGGUAUUAUGUCCUAAGGCUAGAAGAAAGAAACCAAAGGCGAAGAGCGGCAGUGACAGCCAGAGAAGGAAGAGAGCGGAGAAACCUCGGAGGGAGCGUCGACGAAAAAGAAGAAAGCUCUCGAAGCUUGAGCCUCGGGUUAUCGCGGGGAGGCGAGAUAGGAUUUCGAUCGAGGUACUUCCGUGCUUCAGCGGUUAAGAGCCGAUUAAUGCGAUCUGUCCUAAUUAGCGAUCAGCUAAUUUCGCAAUCGUAACUCGCUUUUCCGUCCGACGAGCACGUUUGAUUUUCUCCGUCCGCCCUUGGAGACGUCAUCCACAGAGGAGGAACGGUGAAUCGACCAUCGAUCCAUGUCGUCCCGAGGCAUCCCCGCCAUCACUUCGCAAUGACGACGACGAACACAAUUCUACUGUGGAACGUUUUGGUGCUCAUUAUCGACUGAUCGAUCCGAACUUGCCGAUCAGAGACGAGGCUAAUCCGUCGCAAGCGUUAACAGGACAAUUCGAUCGGGGACGAGAACGAAGACGAAGGAUGCUCGAGAAAAGCACGUAAGGAUCGCCCGUGUGUGUGCGCGUCUGUCUUCUCUUCCUGCUCUUCUUUCGCCGAGGGAAAGCGCCGGGGGGAGACCACCCUCCCGAAAAAGCGGCUAAGAUGUGCGCGAGAUCCUUGCUGCUGUGCGUCCUCGCCGUCAUCGCUGUCGUCAACGAGUCCGAAGCCAGCUGGGAGGAAUGGUGGACCUACGACGGUAUUUCCGGACCUUCGUUUUGGGGUCUGAUAAAUCCGCAGUGGUCCCUGUGCAGCAAGGGGAGACGGCAAAGUCCCAUCAACAUCGAGCCGGACAAGUUGCUCUUCGAUCGUCACUUGAGACCGGUGCACGUCGACAAGCACAAGGUUUCCGGAAAUUUACACAAUACCGGGCAAUUUCUGGUAUUUAGGGCAGACAGAGAGGCGAAGAUACGAGUCAAUAUAACGGGUGGUCCGCUCGCUUAUCACUAUCAGUUCGAAGAGAUAUACAUCCACUACGGAUUGGACGAUAAUUAUGGUUCCGAGCAUCGUAUCAAUAACUAUGCUUUUCCUGCUGAGAUACAAGUCUACGGUUUUAACGCCGAACUGUAUCACAAUAUGAGCGAGGCGCAGCACAAAAGUCAAGGACUAGUGGCGAUCUCGUUGAUGGUGCAGCUCGGCGAGAAGGUAAAUCCUGAGCUGCAGAUCAUCACCAGUGUGUUCAACAAGGUCGUACAUCGAGGGGAUACCGCACCUGUGCGUUAUCUGUCCGUGAAAGGUCUCCUCCCGGAUACAACCGGCUACAUGACCUACGAGGGCAGCACGACGCAUCCCGGUUGUUGGGAGACGGCCGUCUGGUUAAUCCUCAAUAAACCGAUUUACAUCACAGCGCGAGAGCUGUACGUCCUAAGGAGACUAAUGCAGGGCCCUUCCAAUGCUCCGAAAGCACCACUCGGUAACAAUUCCAGACCGCUGCAGGGUCUUCAUUAUAGAACUGUACGAACAAAUAUCGAUUUUGCGAAGCGGGGAAACGCCAAGUGCCCGUCGAUGGCGCAGGAUAUGCAUUAUAGAGAUGACUUUUUCCUUCCAGCCAACACGUGGCGGGAUGACAGUUCCCUAUCGCACAACGUAGUCUGAAGAUCGGCGGCAGCGCGGAAGGACCACGAGAGAAGACUUUUUUCCAAAGGUGCGGGGACAACGCGAGUUCGCGUGAUGCGACGGAGACGCAGAGCCACGGCGGAGUAGCUAAAUUCGAACGGAGAAACGCAGAACUCGCUGUACCGGGAGCUCGAUUCACAGCCAUCGAGUGGCUGUGUGUGUGUGUAUGUGAGAAGAACAGAAAAAAGGCAAGAAAAAAAGGACAUUGCAUCCCGAACGCUUGUAAACUAAACGCGAAGUCCUUUGUCGAGCUCCCAUGGCGAUUCGUGUGUCUCGAACCGAACGAGUAAGUGUAACGGAACCGUCGCGCCGUGAAGGAGAGAUUGUGCGUUUUAUUUGUAGAUAAGUUCGUUGCGCAUCGAUCGGCUUUUGGGUUAUAUCGUUCGGAGCGAGAUCGAGAUUGUGUUUAAGGCCAUACCGUCGCGCUGAUGCGUGAUACGAGAAUGUGACGGGAAAGGGGAGCUCCAGGAUCUCGAUGACAUUUCGGGAUCUUUCGUUUUGAGGCUUUCGUUGAGUUUGAGCAAUGUAACGAUUAUCAGGGAUGGGCAUAAUUUCAAGUAAUAUAUACAUAUACGUAUCACGGUGACCGCAAUCUGAUUUUGUAAAACGGACAAUAGCAUUCCCAGCAGGCGAAUGUUCCUAUAGAGCGAAGAGCUAGGCGUUGUCUCUUAAGAGUACUCUCUUUCUCAAAAGAGUCCUGCCCAUUGCUGGUAAUAAUUGCUCGCACGCACGCACGAUCGUUCUGUUUUCAUGUGAGAAAGUUUCGAGAGUAAAAGACGCCUGCUUUGAGCAAUUAAUCCCGCUGGCAAGCCUCGCGAAUCGAUCGAGUUAUUUGGCAGGUUUUCCGUCAAUUAUUUCAUAGCCAAUGGCGAUACAAUGUGAACGAUGUAAAGCGAAAAUCGUUACGUAACGGGGAAGCAGGGGGGAAAAUGGGAUGAGAGAAAUGAAGCGGAAGCGCGGGAAGAAGCGAGAAACGAUCGUGAUGGAUCUCAGGAGAAGAUACAGAAGAAGAAAUAGCUAGGUAUCGCGGAGGAGGUGGUGGAGAAGGAAGAGGGGGCAGUGCAAUUUCGUAAUAGCUCUGGGAUAGAGAGGAGUAGGAUAAUAAAGAAGGAAUGGUUCGGAGGAGGAAGAGAUUAGGAUGAAGUCAUGUGGUAGAUCAACCGCGCGGAAAAGAACGCUGGCUCUCGGUUAGCUUGGCCGAUGGACGAAUAAUCCCCGGCGCUUUUGUAUAUAAAACACAGAUACAAAAAAUGUACACGAACAAACAUUACCUAAUAGAUGUAAGCAGCGAGAGAGAAGAAUGGAAACUCUUUUAGGGAGGCAAAAGCGUGUGUAUAGAGAAUAAAGUUGUAUCAUAUGAAAGUGAACGUUUAACGAUUGUGGUUAAUAAAUAACGAUAAUAAUAAAGGCGACGUUAUA
This is a messenger RNA of Odontomachus brunneus, 3699 nucleotides long. It is a transcript of the gene CARPA, whose product is annotated as carbonic anhydrase-related protein 10. Bases 1270 to 2259 code for a protein of 329 amino acids. The record is from RefSeq and is a predicted model, not a curated record. Gene Ontology annotation, molecular function: zinc ion binding; carbonate dehydratase activity. The transcript has 10 exons. NCBI's taxonomy places the organism in Eukaryota, Metazoa, Arthropoda, Insecta, Hymenoptera, Formicidae.